GCGAGAGCCAUACUUUCUGCAGUUACGGCAUCCACCCGCGACUUGUCACAUAUCACAUGGUCACAACACAACAUUUUACUCACCGGUCUCUGAUCAGUUUCAGGUGUUCUGCUCCUUCUUCAUCCCUAAAGGACAGCUGUUCUCCUCCUCCUCCUCCUCGUCCUCCUCGUCUUCCUCUCCUCCGCCAGCCAUGAGCGACAGUGACGACGACGUUCCCACACUGUCAGCUCACACUCUGGCCGCCCUGCAGGAGUUUUACAAGGAGACCAGCACCGGUCCGGCUCACAGCACGACCCCGUCAGACCAGUUUGCUGUGGGAGCAGUGGAGGAGGACUGGCGGAUGAGUCAGUUCUGGUACAGUGAUGAAACAGCAACGCAGUUAGCAGAGGAGGUCAUACGUGAAGCUGGAGAGGGAGGCAGGAUAGCGUGUGUGAGUGCGCCCAGUGUGUACCAGAAGUUGAAGCAGGGUGUGGUGGACGGUUCAGACCGGGUGUCUGCUGUCGUGUUGGAGUACGACCGCCGCUUCGCCGCUUACGGAGACGACUUCAUUUUCUACGACUACAACGAGCCGCUGUCUUUUCCCGCCAACGUGGCUCCUCAGAGCUUUGACAUCGUCCUCGCCGACCCACCCUACCUGUCCGAGGAGUGUCUGAGCAAGGUGGCCAAAACCAUCAAGCACCUGAGUAAAGGCAAAGUGCUGCUGUGCACAGGAGCCAUCAUGGAGAAGCUGGCCACAGAGCUCCUGGAUGUAAAGAAGUGCAGCUUCCUGCCGAAACACAACAGAAACUUGUCCAAUGAGUUCCGCUGUUUCGUCAACUACCCGUCUCGCCUGCUGUCCUGCUGAGGAGCUGAACCUCCGUCUGAUCAGAGCAGGAGCAGCAGCACCCUGAUGGAGCGAGGACAUCACACAUGACAUUUUACAGCUGUGGUAAACGCUCAACAGUUACAAAUGAACUUGAACUUGUGGAGGGAGAAAGUCUCUUGACUCAAAUACAGCUUGUUUACUGGCCCUUAAUUUAAUAACAUGCUGCCGUUUCAAUCCAUGGAAAAUUAAUGGACAUCAAUUUUGGUUAAUAGAGCACUAUAAGUCUGUAAUUAAGCAAAAAUGCUAAAUAUUUAGUGCUUUCAGCUUCUCUAAUGUGAGAUUUUGCUGCUUUUCUGUUUUAUUUCAUUGCAAAUUAAAUAUCUCUGUUUUGGGAGCAAUUUGAAGACGUCACCUCGGGCUCUGGGAACUUGUGAGAGGCAUGUUUCACUACUCUCAGACAUUUUGAUUAUACAGUAAAACCCCAUGAUACCUUGGGCACGACUCCUGGUUAUUCCUUUCACUGAACUGGCAGAAAUCAUGUGUGACUUGGUUCAGGUGUGAUCCGUCUCUCCUCCCACCCAGUAAAUAAAUUAGCAUCACUACCAAGUGGAACGAACGACCAACAGACAGCUCAUGAGAAUCGAAGGAGAUGUGUUGAGAGUGUGCGUCCAAAGAAAUGGAGGGAGAAGAAAAAGAAACUUUCCAGCUCCUUGCCCCUGCAGAGACUGAACCUUAUUACAUGUGUCAGUUGAUUUCUCAUCAGAGGAGAGAAGCACCAACCGUUCAGUGAUUAACAAGAAGAAAGAAGAAUACAUUUAAAAAAGUGAAAAGAUAAUCGUAGACGUUUAUUUUCUUAACCAGUGUAAUGAUGUGAUGAUGAUGACGCCGGCUGAGGGAAUCACUGCUGUUCAACAAAAAUCCUGAAAAUGCAAAAAUGAAACUGGGAAACAAACAAGUGCUAAAUUCUUUGUUGUGCAGUUGCUUUGAGAGAAACUUCCUCUCUGCAAACCGAGGAACUCAAUGUCCAGAAAUGUCACCAACAGCUGCUAAAUUAAUCCAGUGAUUCUGGAGAAAUGGGACAAAAGCGGUUUUAAUUGGAAUGAAUUGAAUAUAGACUGAGAGACAAAAUAAUAUUAAUUUAAGUAAAGGUCAAUGUUUAGAUUGAAAUAAGUGAUUAUGUUAUAAUAGAACAAAAUCUUCUUUAAGAUCAGCAGCCAACUGGCUUUUGUUUUUAAAUUAUGAAAUUAGGUUGUGGACAUGCUGGUUUUAGAUUAUUUUAGUUUCACGUCGAAAUACAACUGUUUAUGUGCACGACACGUUUAGUCCCAGUUCAUAAGAAUGACUGAAUUGACAUCUGAAUUUAAAAUGACAGAUGCAAUCAUCUUGAAUAUUUGUUGUUUUAAUGAAUGAAUGGAAGCUUUGUGAAAAGUGUGUCAGUGUUUCCGGUUUCUCCUGGUGCAGUUUUUUUUCAGUAGGUGGCAGCAUUGAUCAGAUCAUUGACGAUAAUGAGGAAUUUUAUUCCAUCUGUCAAUAUUUGUGUUUAAUUUAAUUGUUGGACCACCCAAUUUACAAAUAAAAGUAUUCUCAUUUACAUACA
Messenger RNA from Seriola aureovittata, 2402 nucleotides. RefSeq names its product EEF1A lysine methyltransferase 1 (gene eef1akmt1). Gene Ontology annotation, molecular function: protein-lysine N-methyltransferase activity; nucleic acid binding. Bases 191 to 844 code for a protein of 217 amino acids. The record is from RefSeq and is a predicted model, not a curated record. The transcript has 5 exons. Lineage: Eukaryota; Metazoa; Chordata; Actinopteri; Carangiformes; Carangidae. Gene Ontology annotation, biological process: methylation.